Budorcas taxicolor (takin) is the source of this 665-nucleotide messenger RNA. RefSeq names its product dynein light chain roadblock-type 1 (gene DYNLRB1). The transcript has 4 exons. Bases 75 to 365 code for a protein of 96 amino acids. Gene Ontology annotation, molecular function: dynein intermediate chain binding. Gene Ontology annotation, cellular component: cytoplasm; cytoplasmic dynein complex; centrosome. NCBI's taxonomy places the organism in Eukaryota, Metazoa, Chordata, Mammalia, Artiodactyla, Bovidae. Gene Ontology annotation, biological process: microtubule-based movement. The record is from RefSeq and is a predicted model, not a curated record.
GUUGUGCGCAGGCGCAGAGAGGCUGCGGGACUGGGCUGAGGGCCGGCGACGCAGAGCUACCGGAUCGGUCCGAGAUGGCAGAGGUGGAGGAGACCCUGAAACGACUCCAAAGCCAGAAGGGUGUGCAGGGAAUCAUCGUGGUAAACACAGAAGGCAUUCCCAUCAAGAGCACCAUGGACAACCCCACCACCACACAGUACGCCAACCUCAUGCACAACUUCAUCUUGAAGGCCCGGAGCACCGUGCGCGAAAUUGACCCCCAGAAUGACCUCACCUUCCUUCGAAUUCGCUCCAAGAAAAAUGAAAUUAUGGUUGCACCAGAUAAAGACUAUUUCCUGAUUGUGAUUCAGAAUCCAACUGAAUAAGCCGUUUUCUUGGCUCCCUGCGUCAUUCCUUAAUUUAAUGCCCCUCAAGAGUAAUAGCGUUAGUCAUGUCCACUGACGGGCACGUGGAAGGCACGCUGGCGCCCUCCCAGGCCAGUCCGUGGCCCAGUGGGCCGCACCCCUCCCCCGCGCCCCUCCUGGCCGGCUACCCGAUUUCCGGGAGGAAGCCACGCCCAGGUUUCGCAGCAAGAGCUCGUGGGAAGCCCACGCCCCGUUUCCUUCUGACUUUGUCGCCCUUGGACGAGGCUGCUUUUCUUUAACUAAAAAUAACCAGAAUGCUCA